Talaromyces atroroseus is the source of this 951-nucleotide messenger RNA. RefSeq names its product Guanine nucleotide-binding protein subunit beta-like protein. Gene Ontology annotation, molecular function: protein kinase C binding; ribosome binding; translation regulator activity. The record is from RefSeq and is a predicted model, not a curated record. Bases 1 to 951 code for a protein of 316 amino acids. The transcript is spliced from 4 exons. NCBI's taxonomy places the organism in Eukaryota, Fungi, Ascomycota, Eurotiomycetes, Eurotiales, Trichocomaceae. Gene Ontology annotation, biological process: rescue of stalled cytosolic ribosome; positive regulation of protein phosphorylation. Gene Ontology annotation, cellular component: nucleus; cytosol.
AUGGCUGAGCAGCUCAUCCUUCGCGGAACCCUUGAGGGCCACAAUGGCUGGGUCACCAGCCUGGCUACCUCUCUUGAGAACCCCAACAUGCUGCUCUCCGCCAGUCGCGAUAAGACUUUGAUCGUCUGGAACCUGACUCGCGACGACCAGGCCUACGGUUACCCCAAGCGAAGCCUUGAGGGCCACUCCCACAUCGUCUCCGACUGUGUUAUCUCCUCGGACGGUGCCUACGCUUUGUCUGCCUCCUGGGACAAGACUCUGCGCUUGUGGGAACUUGCGACUGGCAACACCACCCGCGUCUUCAGCGGCCACACCAACGAUGUCCUUUCAGUUUCCUUCUCUGCCGACAACCGCCAGAUCGUCUCUGGUUCUCGUGACCGAACCAUCAAGCUCUGGAACACCCUUGGUGACUGCAAGUUCACCAUCACCGAGAAGGGCCACACCGAGUGGGUGUCUUGCGUCCGAUUCAGCCCCAACCCCCAGAACCCUGUCAUCGUUUCUGCUGGCUGGGACAAGCUCGUGAAGGUCUGGGAACUCGCUUCCUGCCGUCUUCAGACCGACCACAUCGGCCACUCUGGUUACAUCAACACCGUCACUAUCUCCCCCGAUGGAUCCCUCUGCGCCUCCGGUGGUAAGGACGGUACCACCAUGCUCUGGGACCUCAACGAGUCCAAGCACCUCUACUCCCUGCAGGCUGGUGAUGAGAUCCACGCCCUCGUCUUCUCUCCCAACCGCUACUGGCUCUGCGCCGCUACCAGCAGCAGCAUCACCAUCUUCGACCUCGAAAAGAAGAGCAAGGUUGAUGAGCUCAAGCCUGAAUACGUUGAGAAGGGAAAGAAGAGCCGUGAGCCAGAGUGUGUCUCCCUUGCCUGGAGCGCUGAUGGCCAGACUCUGUUCGCUGGUUACACUGACAACAAGAUCCGCGCUUGGGGUGUUAUGUCACGAGCUUAA